This is a messenger RNA of Corythoichthys intestinalis (scribbled pipefish), 3188 nucleotides long. Its product is annotated as RAS guanyl-releasing protein 1-like. Gene Ontology annotation, molecular function: calcium ion binding; guanyl-nucleotide exchange factor activity. Gene Ontology annotation, cellular component: plasma membrane. NCBI's taxonomy places the organism in Eukaryota, Metazoa, Chordata, Actinopteri, Syngnathiformes, Syngnathidae. Gene Ontology annotation, biological process: Ras protein signal transduction; positive regulation of GTPase activity. The record is from RefSeq and is a predicted model, not a curated record. The coding region runs from base 330 to 2735 and encodes 801 amino acids. The transcript is spliced from 18 exons.
GCCGUAGAACAGUCUCCGUCCGAGAAUUUCACAUCCGUUAUCGCCACACACGACUGCAACACACCAAAUAAAUUAAUUAAUUUCGUCUGAUAUUACGUAACAACAAAUUAACUUCGGAAACUUUCUCUUAAUAAAUUACGACGACAACAACAACAAUAUAACUCAAGUAAUAGGUAGCCAUUUUGACGAACCGUUGGUGAGGACCACUGUUUUCUCAGUGCAAUUAAUAUGCUGGACAACGCCGAUGAAUGACGAAGUCCUGAGGUGUUUGUGUGUGUGUGCACGCAGCAUGCCGCUAAGAGGACCGGUGAGGCGAGCACAGUGAUCAGAUGCUCCCAUCGAGGAGGACGCAGAUGGACAGCUUAGUACAGCCUCUUGUAGCCCAGUACCUUGCCAUGGGCUGUCAAUCAAAAGACAACAACAAAAGUGAAAGUAUUGCCACGGAUGAUAAGGGGAAAGACGAUGCGAGAGGGACUCCAGGAUGUGGCUCCAGGUCUAGAGUUUCCCCUCCAGGACGUCCUCAAAGGUUCCACAAACCUGGUCAGGUCCAGAUCCCCAUGGGGAAACCCACGAUGUCACUGGGCCAUCUUAACAAGGCCAGCUGGGAGGAGCUCAUCCAUGCUUGUUUGCAGGCCUUUGAUUCAGACGGUUACGUGUGUGAGCGAAGCCAUUUAUUGAACAUAACCUUGACCAUGCAUCGUCUCCUCAUCUCCUCCAGUGAUCUGUUGGAUAAGCUUAUAGAUUUAUUUAAAAGUGCCAUGGACAAUGAACAGCCAGGAGAGUGCCAGAGAAUAUGCUACCUCAUCAGACAUUGGAUUCAGGAAUUCUGGAUGAUGUUCAGGCUGCAUCACAGCUUGUCAGACAGCUUGGACCAGCUCCGAGAUCUGAUCAGGGAGCAGGGACAGGAGCAUCUCUGCUGCCUACUAGAGACCAAAUGGAUCAACGAGCGGGACUGGUCGUGGAAGGCCAGCCAGAAGAUGAAAGCUAACAGCAGUAAAAAGAGGAAGGUCUCGCUUCUUUUUGACCACCUGGAGCCGAUCGAACUGGCUGAGCAUCUCACUUUCCUGGAGUUUAAAUCAUUUUGCAGGAUUUCUUUUAUAGACUACCAGAAUUACAUCCGCAACUGCUGCAUGAAGGACAUCCCCGUGAUGGAGCGUUCCAUCGCCUUGUGCAACGGGGUGUCCCAGUGGGUUCAGCUGAUGGUGUUGAGCAGACCUACGGCUCAGCUCAGAGCUGAGGUUUUCACCAAGUUCAUUCACGUGGCACAGGGUUUACACCUCAUGCACAACUACAACUCGCUAAUGGCAGUGGUGGGAGGGCUUUGUCACAGCUCCAUAUCCAGACUGAAGGACACCACCUCCCAUGUACCCAAUGAGGUCAUCAAGGUUUUAAAUGAAAUGACAGAUCUGCUCUCCUCAUGCCGAAACUUUGAUAACUAUAGACAAGCGUACAACAAGUGUACAGGUUUUAAAAUCCCCAUCCUGGGCGUACACCUAAAAGACCUCAUCUCAGUGAAUGAGGCAAUGCCGGACUACGUGGAAGACAAUAAAGUCAACGUGCAGAAGCUGCAGGCCCUGUACAGCCAUAUCAACGAACUGAUGCAACUCCAGCAGAUCCCUCCCAAACUGGACGCCAACAAGGACUUGGUCCAUCUCCUAACGCUGUCCUUGGACCUUUACUACACUGAGGAUGAAAUCUACGAACUCUCUUACGCCCGGGAGCCCAAGAACUGUAAAGCCCCUCCAGCCACUCCAUGUAGACCUCCAGUGGUUGUAGACUGGGUAUCAGGAGUGGCUCCUAAGCCCGAUCCUCGCACAAUUAGCAAGCAUGUGCAAAGAAUGGUGGACUCUGUGUUCAAGAACUACGACCACGAUGAGAAUGGCUUUAUUUCUCAAGAGGACUUUGAGAAAAUCGCCGCCAGUUUCCCCUUUUCCUUCUGUGUCAUGGACAAAGACAAAGAGGGGCUCGUCAGUAGAGAUGAAAUCACAGCUUAUUUCAUGCGGGCAAGCGUCAUCUGCUCCAAACUUGGCCUGGGGUUUGUUCAUAACUUUCAGGAGACCACUUACAUGAAGCCCACCUUCUGCGACAACUGCUCCGGAUUUCUGUGGGGUGUCAUCAAGCAAGGUUACAGAUGUAAAGACUGCGGGAUGAACUGCCACAAAUUGUGUAAGGACCAGGUGGCUUUUGAGUGCAAGAAAAACCCCAAAGUGAACAUCAACAAUAACAACACCGACAGUCCCACGCUCAGCUCUACGCCUGUUACCGCGGGAACCUCAGACGGUUCUGACGAGUGUCCUUUCCAGUACCCACUUGAUGACAGCAAAGACUGGAGUCCAGACUCUCCAGUCAGCUCACAUUUGAGGCUAAACCGGGUCCACAGUGCCACUCAGACCGACGGUCCGCCACUGUCCCCAGAAGCCUCUUGCCCUCACCCGUCUUUACUGGUACCGUCAGGGUCCACUCCAUCGGGGACGGCCCUCAGCCCGCUGCGCCAGAGGAAACAGCGACACUGUGCCAAGUGGGAAAACCGAAUUUCAGUCGUACAGAAGCCCAGGGAGCCGGAAGAAGAGAGAAAAUCCAUCACCGAAGGCCUGCAAUCAGAGAACGAGAGGCUCCAAAAAGCCAACGAAACAUUAAACAGGAAGUUGAAGGAGGCCGAGCAGGAGGUCGAGAUGUUAAAGACGCAGCUGAAGAGGCAAGCACUCCAUCCUGUGGAGGAGGACGAAUCAUCCUAGACGCAUCAAGUACUUAAAGAACAUUGAUUCUCCCCAACCAAGAGUACAGUUGAAAUCGAUACACUAUAGGCGUGACAAGAUAGACUUUUUUGGAUCGUAUGCCAAACAUGGAGUAUGAUUAACACGGCACGUUAAGCUGUUUUGAGAACCGACAAUGUGAAAACCAAAUUUAGUUUUUAGAUAAAAUGUGCUUGAUAAUUAUCGACACAUGCGCACAAUUACUCCAAAAUUUUCUCGAAGUGCCAACUUUACCAGUUAACAUGGAUGUUUGACUUCAACAGCCAUCAAUGACAGUGAAUGUGUUAUAAAGAUAAAGUGGAACAUUAGGUUGUUUCUAAUGUUGUUUCAGGUAGUAACCUGUCUGUGACCCACCCAAAAGCCUUAUGAGAUUUGCUGUUACAGUGGGGCAAAUAAGUAUUUAGUCAACCACCAAUUAUGCAAGUUCUCCUACUU